Myotis lucifugus (little brown bat) is the source of this 4705-nucleotide messenger RNA. RefSeq names its product patatin like phospholipase domain containing 6 (gene PNPLA6). Gene Ontology annotation, cellular component: endoplasmic reticulum. The record is from RefSeq and is a predicted model, not a curated record. Lineage: Eukaryota; Metazoa; Chordata; Mammalia; Chiroptera; Vespertilionidae. Gene Ontology annotation, molecular function: phosphatidylcholine lysophospholipase A1 activity. Gene Ontology annotation, biological process: phosphatidylcholine metabolic process.
GCGAGGCUCAGCGGGGACUACAACUCCCGACGUGCUCAGCGCGGCCGCAAGAACUGGGCUGUGUUCAGGCGGAACUAUAUUUCCCGGCGUGCACCGCGCGCGGACGGCAGAGCCGCCGGGAAGAGUCGCGCCGCCUCCUACCCCCGCCCUGGGGGGGAGUCGCGCUGUCCCAUUCUGCAGAUGGAGACACAGAAGACAGGGGCCGCUGUGAACGUCUCGGGUGUGGACGUAGCGCAGUGGGAUGGGGUCCAGGACGUCCUGGCCCCGGGAGGCUCGGUGGGGCGGGUUUGCGAUGCGCAGCAAGUGCCAUUCGUCCCGCAGGUGCUGGGCGUGAUGAUCGGGGCCGGAGUCGCCGUGCUGGUCACUGCCGUGCUCAUCCUCCUGCUAGUGCGGAGCUUUCGAGUGCCGAAAACCCCCGCCCCGGAGGGCCCGCGGUACCGAUUCCGGAAGAGGGACAAAGUGCUUUUCUAUGGCCGGAAGAUUAUGCGGAAGGUGUCACAGUCCACUUCCUCCCUGGUGGACACCUCCGUCUCCGCCGCUUCCAGGCCACGCAUGAAGAAGAAACUCAAGAUGCUGAACAUUGCCAAGAAGAUCCUCCGCAUCCAGAAAGAGACCCCAACACUGCAGCGGAAGGAGCCCCCGCCUGCCGUGCUGGAGGCUGACCUGACCGAGGGCGACCUGGCCAACUCCCACCUGCCCUCCGAGGUGCUCUACAUGCUGAAGAACGUUCGGGUGCUGGGCCACUUCGAGAAGCCGCUCUUCCUGGAGCUCUGCCGGCACAUGAUCUUCCAGCGGCUCAGCCAGGGUGACUACGUCUUCCGGCCAGGCCAGCCAGAUGCCAGCAUCUAUGUGGUGCAGGACGGGCUGCUGGAGCUCUGCCUGCCAGGGCCUGAUGGGAAGGAGUGUGUGGUGAAGGAGGUAGUCCCCGGGGACAGUGUCAACAGCCUUCUGAGCAUCCUGGAUGUCAUCACUGGUCACCAGCACCCCCAGCGUACAGUGUCUGCCCGCGCAGCCCGAGACUCCACUGUACUGCGGCUGCCGGUGGAGGCCUUCUCUGCAGUUUUCACCAAGUACCCCGAGAGCCUGGUGCGGGUGGUGCAGAUCAUCAUGGUGAGGCUGCAGCGAGUCACCUUCCUGGCCCUCCACAACUACCUGGGUCUGACCAAUGAGCUCUUCAGCCAUGAGAUCCAGCCCCUGCGCCUCUUCCCCAGCCCCGGCCUCCCAGUUCGCACCAGCCCCGUCCGAGGCUCCAAGCGUGUUGGCAGCACCUCGGCAACCGAGGAGCCUCGGGAGGCCCCUGGCCGGCCACCUGACCCCACUGGGGCCCCUCUGCCUGGACCUGCAGGGGACCUGGUGAAGCCCACAUCCCUGGAAGCCCCCUCGGCCCCCCUGCUGAGCCGCUGCAUCUCCAUGCCAGUGGACAUCUCAGGCUUGCAGGGAGGUCCCCGCUCAGACUUCGACAUGGCAUAUGAGCGUGGCCGGAUUUCCGUGUCUCUGCAAGAAGAGGCUUCAGCGGGGCCCCAGGUAGUCCCUGUCCGGACUCCCACUCAGGAGCCCCGGGAGCAGCCGGCAGGUGCCUGCGAGUACAGCUACUGUGAGGAUGAGUCAGCCACCGGCGGCUGCCCCUUCGGGCCCUACCAGGGCCGCCAGACCAGUAGCAUCUUUGAGGCGGCAAAGCGGGAGCUGGCCAAGUUGAUGCGGAUUGAGGACCCCUCCCUCCUGAACAGCCGAGUCUUGCUACAUCAUGCCAAAGCCGGCACCAUCAUCGCCCGCCAGGGGGACCAGGAUGUGAGCCUGCACUUUGUGCUCUGGGGCUGCCUGCACGUCUACCAGCGCAUGAUCGACAAGGCUGAGGACGUGUGCCUGUUCGUAGCACAGCCGGGUGAGCUGGUCGGGCAGCUGGCUGUGCUCACCGGGGAGCCCCUCAUCUUCACGCUGCGAGCCCAGCGGGACUGCACUUUCCUGCGGAUCUCCAAGAGCGACUUCUAUGAGAUCAUUCGCGCACAGCCCAGUGUGGUGCUGAGUGCCGCGCACACGGUGGCGGCGAGGAUGUCCCCCUUCGUGCGCCAGAUGGACUUCGCCAUCGACUGGACCGCCGUGGAGGCCGGACGCGCGCUGUACAGGCAGGGCGACCGCUCCGACUGCACCUACAUCGUGCUCAACGGGCGGCUGCGCAGCGUCAUCCAGCGCGGCAGCGGCAAGAAGGAGCUGGUGGGCGAGUACGGCCGCGGGGACCUGGUCGGAGUGGUGAGCGCGCCCACGGCCCCUGACCUCUGUAACCCUUUGAGGGAGCCCCCACACAUUCACCCUCGCCACAACGGGAAGCAGCAUGCGGUCAUCGUGGGGUACUAUACUGUUUUUGUGCGGUAUAUUACUCAUGUCCCCGGGGGCUUCUGCCCCAUCAGCUUUGACUCCUGCCCCCCUGCCCCCGGGGUGGCGGCAGUGGUGAGCAGUGGCCGAGAAGCGCCUCCUGCCCACGGGCCACUGAGGACAUGGAGCCAAAAUGGAAGGUUGGGUGGCCAAGUCCUGUCACGUGUGGCCCAGGAUCUUCACUGUGGCCUCACUGAGCCUCAGCUGCGGGACACGGGGCAGGGGUUUCUGAGAAGGAGGAGGAGGGCUCCCUCUCGGGACACGGCUGCACAGCAGAUUUCAUCCUUUGGGGUCUCAGCAGGCUCGGGACUGGGCGUCCCCCCUCACUCGGAACUCACCAACCCAGCCAGCAACCUGGCCACGGUGGCAGUCCUGCCCGUGUGCGCGGAGGUGCCCAUGGUGGCCUUCACACUGGAGCUGCAGCAUGCUUUGCAAGCCAUCGGCCCCACCCUCCUCCUCAACAGUGACAUCAUCCGGGCACGCCUGGGCGCCUCCGCACUGGACAGCAUCCAAGAGUUUCGGCUGUCGGGAUGGCUGGCCCAGCAGGAGGACACCCACCGCAUUGUGCUCUACCAGACAGACUCCUCACUGACGCCCUGGACGGUGCGCUGCCUGCGCCAGGCUGAUUGCAUCCUCAUCGUGGGCCUGGGCGACCAAGAGCCCACGCUGGGCCAGCUGGAGCAGAUGCUGGAGAACACGGCCGUGCGCGCCCUCAAGCAGCUGGUCCUGCUGCACCGGGAGGAGGGCCCGGGCCCCACGCGCACCGUGGAGUGGCUCAACAUGCGCAGCUGGUGCUCGGGGCACCUGCACCUGCGCUGUCCCCGCCGCCUCUUCUCGCGUCGCAGUCCCGCCAAACUGCACGAGCUGUAUGAGAAGGUGUUCUCCAGGCGCGUGGACCGGCACAGCGACUUCUCCCGCCUGGCGCGGGUGCUCACCGGCAACACCAUCGCCCUGGUGCUGGGUGGGGGCGGAGCCAGGGGCUGCUCACACAUUGGGGUGCUGAAGGCAUUAGAAGAGGCGGGGGUCCCUGUCGACCUAGUGGGCGGCACUUCUAUCGGCUCCUUCAUUGGGGCCCUAUAUGCCGAAGAGCGAAGCGCCAGCCGAACUAAGCAGCGGGCCCGAGAGUGGGCCAAGAGCAUGACUUCCGUGCUGGAGCCCAUGCUGGACCUCACCUACCCCGCCACGUCCAUGUUCACGGGGUCAGCCUUCAACCGCAGCAUCCACCGCGUCUUCCAGGACAAGCAGAUUGAGGACCUGUGGCUGCCAUACUUCAACGUGACUACGGACAUCACUGCCUCGGCCAUGCGUGUUCACAAAGAUGGCUCCCUAUGGCGAUACGUGCGCGCCAGCAUGACGCUCUCGGGCUACCUGCCCCCGCUGUGCGACCCCAAGGACGGGCACCUCCUCAUGGACGGCGGCUACAUCAACAACCUGCCAGCGGACAUCGCCCGCAGCAUGGGUGCCAAGACAGUCAUUGCCAUUGACGUCGGGAGCCAGGACGAGACAGACCUCAGCACCUACGGGGACAGCCUGUCUGGCUGGUGGCUGCUGUGGAAGCGGCUAAACCCUUGGACGGAUAAGAUCAAGGUUCCAGACAUGGCUGAGAUUCAGUCCCGCCUGGCCUACGUGUCCUGCGUACGCCAGCUGGAGGUUGUCAAGUCCAGCUCCUACUGCGAGUACCUGCGCCCCCCCAUCGACUGCUUCAAGACCAUGGACUUCGGGAAGUUCGACCAGAUCUAUGAUGUGGGCUACCAGUACGGGAAGGCUGUGUUUGGGGGCUGGAGCCGGGGCGACGUCAUUGAGAAGAUGCUCACAGACCGGCGGUCUGCUGACCUGAUUGAGAGCCGCCGUGCAGACGUGCUGGCCUUCCCCAGUUCUGGCUUCACUGACUUGGCGGAGAUCGUGUCCCGGAUCGAGCCCCCCACCAGCUAUGUUUCUGAUGGCUGUGCUGAUGGGGAAGAGUCAGAUUGCCUGACGGAGUACGAGGAGGACGCAGGACCUGACUGCUCACGGGACGAAGGGGGCUCCCCCGAGGGUGCCAGCCCCAGCACCGCCUCUGAGAUGGAGGAGGACAAGACGGUGCUCAGGCACCGGCGCUGCCUGCCGCAGGACGCUUCCAGCUCGCCCGCAGACACCUGAGGACCACAGGGCCCCCGGAGCUGGGCUGCGGGGCCCCGAGGGGGCUGCUCCCCCACCGCCUGCUGCUGUGCCUGUGGCCUCCCUGGUCUCCCGGGACCUCCAGGGCCCACACACUGGAUUGCUGUCCCUCCAAGAGGAGGGCAGCACUGCACUGAGGACCUUGAACAGUCAUUCCCAAUAAACCUCUAUUCUCGGA